Paramecium pentaurelia is the source of this 1629-nucleotide messenger RNA. NCBI's taxonomy places the organism in Eukaryota, Ciliophora, Oligohymenophorea, Peniculida, Parameciidae. The record is from the annotation of a GenBank genome assembly.
AUGCAUACAUAUGAUAUUACAACAGAAAUUUUAACUCCAAGAUUUUUGGAAGCAUGUAGAAGAGAAGGGUUUCAUGAAAAUGAACUUAUAAAAAAAACUAAAGCUUAAGUUAUUUAAAUGGUAAAAUAAAAAGAUCCAUCUCUUACAGAUGAAUUUAUUUGUGAAAUAGAAAAGCAUUUGGAAGAAAAAAGAAAAUAAAAGAUAGAUUUGGUUAGAGCAUAAAGAUAAAAAAUACUUUAAGAAAAUGGAACAAGAAGUAAGAGUACUCAUAAUUAAUCUUAAUUAAAUUUUAGUUCAAUAAGCUAUGCAGAAAAAUAAUCAAAAAUAUUAGAGAACAUUAAAAGAAGGUAAUAAAUAGAAAUUGAUAAAAUGAUUGAGUAAGAACAACUUAAAGAAUAAUAAGAAAAGGAUAUGCAAUAGAAAUUGCUUAAAUAGCAAUAAAAAGAAUAAUAGUUUUAAGAAGAAUUAAAAAGGAGAAGAGAAUAUAAUGAAAUGAAAAAAUAAUAAUUAGAAAAGGAAAAGCUAAAAAAAGAAUAAAGAGAAAAAGAAAUUUAAGAACAAAAAAUAAAAGAAAAUGAAAUGAAAGAAUAAAAAAGAAAAUAAAGAGAACUUGAAAAUUUAUAAAGAGCUAAAUUAGAAGCAGAAUUCAAAGAGAAAGAUAGAAAAUAAAGGUAGGAUUAAAUUUUAAGAGAAUAAGAAUAAUUUUUAUUAGAAUAAUAAAAAUUAUAGGAAUAAAAAAAAUAAUAAAUAGAAGAAAAAGAAAGAAAAAGAUUAUAAUUAAUUGAAUUUAAGAAUGAAGAGAGAAAGAAAUUUGCAGAUCUAGAGAGAAAAGAAUUUGAAUAAAAAUUAGAGAAAGUUAGAAAAUAUAAUGAUUAAAUUAUGGAGAGAAAAAGACAAGAUUAUUUAAAAAGAGAAGCUUAAGUAGAAGCAAAAAGAAAAGAUUUUGAACAAUUCUUAGAUUAUGUGAAGUAGCAGAAGUAAAAAUAAAAUCUUGAUAAGUAAUAGCAAAUUAAUAAGAUUAUGGUAAAAAAUAGUAUAAUUUUAAGUAAAUGAAUAUUAAUAAGGAGGAAGAAAAGAGAAAAAAAUAUGAGGUUAAGCAAUAAGAAUAUUUAAAAAAGAAGGAAUUAAUGGAUGAGUUUUAAAGAUAGCAAAUGGAAGAAAAGAUUAAGAAAUAUGAAGAGAAAGAAAAAAAAAUAAAAUUAAUAUUAUUUAAUAAUGAAUUUAUGUAAGAAUAAUAGAAGAAUGAAUUGUAAUCAAAAUUGAAUAGAACUCAAUAAAAACUGAACAAUUUGAAUAGUAAAAAAGAAUUUGAAAAUAAAUACAGGUAGAAUUAUAUAGAAUAAGACUAGAAUUACUUAAUAGAUUAUAAAAGAAAUAGAUACAGAAGAUAAUAUAAGAAGAAUGGAAUAAUUAAGUGGAUAUCGUAGAUUGAAAUUAGAAUAGAAGAUGACAAAAGAUGAAGAGAAAUGUUAAUAGAUGAGAAAGGACAGAGAAUUGAUUAGUAAAUAGGCAGACUAAAUAAGAAAGGAAACAGAGGAAAAAAGGAAAAUGUUUAUGUUAGAUUAUGAAAAGAAAAAACGAAUGCAAUCUGAUGGAUUUAGAAAAAUGAAUUCUUCAAUGGGAUAAUGA